AAGGGCGUUUAAAGGGCGAAGAGAAAAAGGAGGGGACAAACAACAAAAGUUUGUAGCUAUUGUUGUUAUACGUCCCCUCUUUUCACCAAUCAUCACUCUCUUCAGAUCCCAAACUAGGACUUAUUCUUGUAUCAUAUCUUUGAUUCAAUUCCUUCCUUAAUGUUUUCUUGGUUCUUUGGGAUGCUUUAACCUUCCAAAAGAGCCAUACAUUGCAUCCAAAAGAAUCUAGCAAAAGAGGAAGGGAUUGAAGCUAAGGUUGAUAUAUAUAUAUAUAAUAAUAAUCUGAUCGAAGAUGGGAGCUUGUGUCUCGCUACAUUCGGCGCUGACAAUGAAAAGACCGAGGAACCGGCGGCCCAUCGAUCCGGAAAACGUGAGAGGGGGCGGCAGCCGGACUCGGGCGCCUCGAUCGCAGAAGAUUUCUCGGCAGAUCAGGGUGCUGAACGAGAGCCAUAAUGCGACGGGGGACGGGAUUUCGAAGAAGUACGAGUUCGGGAAGGAGCUGGGGAGGGGGGAGUUCGGGGUGACGUACCUGUGCACGGAGAAGGAGACGGGGGAGAGCGUGGCGUGCAAGAAGAUAUCGAAGAGCAAGCUGAGGACGGAGAUUGACGUGGAGGAUGUGAGGAGGGAGGUGGAGAUCAUGCGCCAUUUGCCCAAACACCCCAACAUUGUGAGCUACAAGGAGGUGUAUGAAGAUAAGGAGGCUGUGUAUCUUGUGAUGGAGCUCUGCGAGGGCGGCGAGCUCUUCGAUAGGAUCGUCGCUAAAGGCCAUUACACUGAAAGAGCGGCCGCUCUUGUCACCAAGACCAUUCUUGAGGUUAUCCAGGUAUGCCAUAAACAUGGAGUGAUUCACAGAGACCUUAAACCGGAGAACUUUUUAUAUGCAAAUGGUAAUGAAAAUGCGCCCUUGAAAGCUAUAGAUUUCGGUCUCUCCAUCUUCUUCAAACCCGGCCAACGCUUCAAAGAAAUUGUUGGGAGCCCAUACUACAUGGCUCCAGAAGUUCUUCGUCGUGAUUAUGGGCAUGAAGUUGAUGUAUGGAGUGCUGGUGUUAUUCUUUAUAUCUUGCUAUGCGGUGUUCCCCCUUUCUGGGCAGAAACUGAAGAAGGAAUAGCGCAUGCAAUAGUGCGAGGAGAUAUAGAUUUCAAGAGGGAUCCUUGGCCAAAGAUCUCAGAAGAUGCAAAGGAUCUUGUCAAAGGAAUGCUUGACGCAAAUCCUUAUAGUCGAAUGACUAUUGAAGAAGUUCUUGCACAUAAAUGGAUUCAAAAUGCUGAGACAGUACCAAAUGUUCCUUUGGGAGAAGGCGUUACCACAAGGAUUAAGCAGUUCACUUUGAUGAAUAAAUUCAAGAAAAGGGUUCUCAUGGUGGUAGCAGAAAAUUUGUCACAAGAUCAAGUGGAAAGCAUCAAAGAAAUGUUUCACAUGAUGGACACAGACAAAAAUGGAAACUUGUCCUUCGAAGAGCUCAAAGAUGGGUUGAGUAUGAUGGGGCAACCUGUUGCAGAUCAUGACGUGCAGCUGUUAAUGGAUGCCGCGGAUGUAGAUGGGAAUGGAAUGCUGAACUGCGAAGAGUUCAUUACAUUAGCAGUACACUUGACGAAUUUGAGCAACGACGAUAAUCUCCACAAGGCGUUCCUCAUCUUUGACAAGGACAAUAGUGGAUACAUUGAAUUUGAAGAGCUGAGAGAUUAUCUGUUGGAGAUAGAUGAUGAUAAUAAAAACGACCAAGUGGUGCAAGAGAUUAUAUUCGAUGCGGAUUUGGACAAGGAUGGAAGAAUAAGCUUUCCAGAGUUCAAAGCAAUGAUGACCACCGGCACCGACUGGAAGAUGGCUUCCCGGAAAUACUCUAAAGUCAUGUUGAACGCACUUAGCGUCAGGCUUUUCAAAGACAAGUCCGUCCAAAUCAAAAAGUAAUUAAUUCAUAUAUAUAUAUAUAUAUAUAUAAUGCUUCAUUCAUGCCUAGCUCCUCACUGCUAGAUACAUACGUGCUGCAUGCGCAGGAAUAUAAUUUAAUUAGGAUAUAUAUCUAUAUAUGAAAUUGAGAGCAAAGUGUUUGAUCCUGCUUUCACACAGAUCUAACAAAAAAUAUGUAUAUUGUUUGCUUUGUAUACAUACCAUUUAUAAAAUGAUGACAAUUUUGAGGAUGAGCACCACAAUUAACUAACAACAAUUUAU
Messenger RNA from Ipomoea nil (Japanese morning glory), 2170 nucleotides. RefSeq names its product calcium-dependent protein kinase 24. The record is from RefSeq and is a predicted model, not a curated record. Gene Ontology annotation, cellular component: nucleus; cytoplasm. The coding region runs from base 293 to 1909 and encodes 538 amino acids. Gene Ontology annotation, biological process: peptidyl-serine phosphorylation; protein autophosphorylation; intracellular signal transduction. Gene Ontology annotation, molecular function: calcium/calmodulin-dependent protein kinase activity; calmodulin binding; calcium ion binding. NCBI's taxonomy places the organism in Eukaryota, Viridiplantae, Streptophyta, Magnoliopsida, Solanales, Convolvulaceae. The transcript is spliced from 8 exons.